AUGGACGUGGUGGGCCCCCUGAAGCUUGGAGCUGCUGGAGCUGAGUAUUUUCUCACCAUUGUCGACGUCUACACCCGCAUGACUUGGGUGUACGUGCUGGCCAAGAAGAGCGACGUGGCUGAAACGUUGAAGACGGAUUGGUUCCCGAUGGUGGAGCGGCAACAAGACCGUCUAGUCAAGUCAAUCCGCACCGAUCGAGGGGGAGAGUUCCUGAGCAAGGAGUUUGGGUUGUGGCUGAAGAAGAAUGGUAUUCGGCACUCCCUCACCAUGCCAUACUCCCCUGCAAUGAACGGCAUCGCCGAGCGAGCGAACCGCACAAUCACGGAGGCGGCACGCGGGUUGCUCAUUGAAGCCGGGCUACCCGACUAUUUCUGGCCUGAUGCGGUGCGGAGCGCGUGUGUGGCCAAGAACAGAGCCUUGACUCAUGUGGGAGCAGACAAAUGGGUGCCCUAUGUGGAGUGGCUAGGAAGGAAGCCAAAGGUGGAUAUGCUUCGGGUGUUCGGGUGCAUGUGCAUGGCGCUCGUGCCUAAGCAUCUUCGGCACAACAAGCUUGGUGCCAAGGCGGUGUGGGCCGUGCACUUGGGCAUGGCUCAAAACAGCAAGGGAUGGCUUCUUUGGGACCCAUUCACCAAGAAGUUCUUGGUGAGCAGGGACUGCAAGUUCAUGGAGAACUUCAUGUACAAGGAUUGGAAGGCGGAGAAUGAGGCGAAGAUAGGCGUGCGGUUUGGGGAGGUGAAGAGUUCCGGUUUGGAGCAUGUGGAGCUGCCUUUGGAGCUGAGCAGUGGCAGCACAACCACAAGGCAAUCCUCCCUUGUGAAUGGGGGAGAGGAGGCCAAUGAUGCAGAGGAAGAAGAGGAGGAGGUGCAGCAAGUGAGCGAGCGUGCACCGUCACUCCCUUCCCGUACUACGAGUGCUCCACGGAUUCGAGCCACACCGCAGCAACGCCAAGGCCUUCAAGUCCCUGCAGCUGAGGAGGAAGGAAGGGGGAAGAGGAGAGUUCAACCCCCUAAUAGGCUGACCUAUGAUGCGCCGGGAAAGCAGGGCAAGACAGCCCUGGCCGGAGCGGCAAUGAUGGUCGGAGACGACGAGGAGAGUGACUACGAGGAGUGUGCCUUCGCGUUCUUCUCUCCGGUGGAGAUGCCGGGAGAACCAGCAACUCUCAAGGAGGCUUUGGAGAGUAGUGAUGCUGAGGAGUGGAAGAAGGCCAUGGAGAGUGAGCUGAAGCGCAUCGAGGAGAAUGACACGUUUGAAUUGGUGGAGCUACCGGAGGGGCGUACGGCGAUAACGUCCAAGUGGCUCUUCAAAAUCAAGUCGGAUGCCGACGGCAAGAUCGAGCGCUACAAGUCUAGGCUUGUAGCCAAGGGGUACCAGCAGAAGGAGAAGGUGGACUUCAAGGAGCUGUUUGCCCCUGUGGUGAAGCCGACGACGCUGCGAACCCUAUUCGCGGGAGCCGCCAUCAAAGGAUGGGUAGUAAAGCAAAUGGACAUCGUAACGGCAUUCCUUAACGGCAUCCUUGAGGAGGAGAUUUUUAUGGCGCAGCCAGAGGGGUUUGAUGAUGGUAGUGGCAGAGUGUGGAAGCUGAAGAAGGCCCUCUAUGGGCUGAAGCAGGCCCCUAGGCAAUGGUACAUGAAGCUGCGCGAAGUGUUGGAGGGGAUCGGCUUCACUCCCUCAACGGCCGAUCACUCCUUGUUCAUGCUUGGCGAGGGGGAGCAGAGGAGUUUCAUGGUGGUUUAUGUGGAUGACAUCCUCAUUUUCUCACCCUCUUCUGACCUUGUGAAGGAGGUGAUGCUGAAGCUUCAAGACAAGUUCAAGUGCAAGGCCCUUGGUGACGUGAGCUUCUACCUUGGGCUCCACAUCGAACGAGAUGUGGAGAAGCGGUGCAUGCGGGUGCAUCAACGAAAGUACCUGGAGGCAUUGGCUGCCAAAUUUGGGCAGAGUGAAGGCCAUGUGGCUACACCCUUUCCCUCUGGGUUCAAGUGUGUGAAGGGACCAGAGGAGGAGAGCGUUGGUGAAGAGGAGAGGCGCCGAUUUCACUCGUUGGUGGGCAGCCUCAUGUAUGCGGCGGUAAACACCCGACCGGACGUCGCGUUUGCUACCGGGCAGCUGGCUAGGGUUGUGCAAUGCCCUAAUGAGGAGCAGGUAGCAGCUGGAAUGAGGGUGGCCAAGUAUCUUGGCCAAACACCGACCGUUGGGCUGCAAUACUCGGCGGCGGCACAAAGGCGCCAAAAGGGCGCGGAUGGUGUUGAACCCGGGCGUUUGUUCCUCACCGCCUACUCGGAUGCUUCAUAUGCAUCAGAACCAGAGGACAUGACAAGUGUGGGAGGCUUCAUAUGCUGUGUUGGUGGAGGCCCAACUGCUUGGGAGAGCAAGAAGCAGGUUGACCAAGCUUUGAGCUCGGUGGAGUCCGAGUACAUGGCACUCUUCCGUGCCGGUGCCAUUGCUCUUGCUAAGAACCCUGUGUUGCAUGGACUCACGAAGCACAUGAGGGUGAAGUGGCAUUGGACGAGGAGCAUGGUAACCGCGGGUGAAGUUGAGUUGCGCUACGUGAAGACCACGGGGCAGCCGGCUGACAUGAUGACCAAGAGGCUGGUGGAGCAGCAGCAUUGGAAGUGUUGCAAGCUGGCUGGGAUGGCUCUGAACUGA
Messenger RNA from Closterium sp. Naga37s-1, 2643 nucleotides. The record is from the annotation of a GenBank genome assembly. NCBI's taxonomy places the organism in Eukaryota, Viridiplantae, Streptophyta, Zygnematophyceae, Desmidiales, Closteriaceae.